UUACGCGACGUUGAACCGCUUUUACGUCCGCGUUUAUUAAAAUUUAUUGAAAAAUGAAUACAUCAAAAUGGUAGAAUCCUUACAAAUGUUCUUAUUUCUCUUCAAAUCUAAGUACAGACGAAAAUGGUCGUGGUUCUCGCCGUUUCUAUGUUCAGUUCUUAUAGUGUUAUUGUUUUGCAAUGGUAUUCUGUCUAGGUGUAGUGAUCAUAACUGUUUGAAUGGUGCAUGUAAAAAUGAGACUUGUAUUUGUUACGAGGGCUGGCAGGGCCCGGAGUGCCAGUACUGCGGCGGGAAAGUCAAGUUGACAGAUCCCACGGGCAUAAUAACCGAUGGCCCUGGAAAUUAUAGCGUCUCAACGCAAUGCUCGUGGCUGCUAGCGCCUCCGUGGCUCGGCCCCACGGCGCCCACCAUCAGGAUCAGGCUGGAGAGCUUCGCGACUGAGUGUGGGUGGGACCAUCUGUAUGUGUACGAUGGGGAUAGCGUGAGGGCGGAGAAGUUACUGGCUGUUUACAGCGGAGUCCUAGACAGAGAAGAGUCGGACUGGACGAGACAAGUCGUCGCUCGUUCCGGCACUGCCUUGCUACACUUCUUCUCAGACGACGCGUACGCGAUGGAAGGAUUCAAUGUUACGUACGCGGCGUACUCGUGUCCGUCGAAUGAUGCGCGUACUAAUUGUUCAAGUCAUGGAGAAUGUGAAGAGGGCACGUGUAAGUGCGAACCAGACUGGGUGGGUGUGGCCUGUGAUCAAAAAUUAUGUCCAGACAAUUGCAACGCGGAAUACGGGGCGGGCAGUUGCACAUCGGCGGGAUGCGAGUGCACUCCGUCGCGGUCGGGCGCGGACUGCACGCGGGACGCGGGCGCGGCCGGCUUUAUGUGGGGCUGGCGGGAGGGGGGGGACGGCCGGCCCUCGGAGCAGCCGCCGUUGAACAACCCCCCUGCCGCCGCCGGCCAUGUUCUAUUGGAGCACGGGGAGGAUUUGCUGAGAGUGGGCGGAGAGACGUUCGGUCCGGCUGAGUUUUUGUAUAGGUAUAAAGUUUUGGAGCGUUCGUGGCAGACAAUAGUCACAGAAGGCGUGGCUCCGUCGCCGAGGUUUGCACAUUCGGCGGUUUUGUACGGCGACGAGCUUCUAGUCUAUGGGGGGGUCGUGGCUUCAGACGACCCGGAGAGAGGGGGCGGUCUUGCUGGCCUUGAAGGUCGCGGAGGUGAAGUGACGAAUGAAUUGUGGAGAAUAAGACUGGAUGUGAACCCGCCUCAGUGGGUGAACGCGACGCCAACCGAGUGCUCGCCGCAUCGGCCGGCACCUCUGAAACAUUGUGGUGGUUUACACGUGUCGGGUCACACGGCCGUGUUGGCGUACAUCGACGCCACGAAGAAGCCAGUAAUGCUUGCGUUCUUCGGACAUUCGCCCCAUUACGGAUAUUUACAUACUGUUCAGGAGUAUUACAUAGAGGAAGGCGUGUGGGCGUCGGCGCCCACCACUGGCUGGCCGGCGCGCGCGGGCUUCGGCCACUCGGCUCUGUACGACCCGCUGUCUCGCCGGGUGUACGUGCACGGCGGGCUGGUGUCCGAGUCUGAGGCCGCCCAGGCGCCCUCAUCGGCCCUAUUUGAGUACAACGUAGAUACAAGAGUCUGGAAGCCGUUACCUUCGGCGCCUACGCCGAGGUAUCUCCACACUGCUGUCUUAGUAUCGCCAGGUAUAAUGUUAAUAUUUGGCGGUAACGCGCACAAUGACAGCGCCGCGGCGGCGUUGUCGGCGCCGGCCGCCGCCCACGCCAAGUGUUACUCCGCUCAGCCGCUGUUGUAUAUAAUUAGAUGUGGUAUUUGGCGUACACUAUCUCCGCCGCCCGGCUCCUCUCGCGCCGCUUUAUCUGCGGCAUCAUUACCGCUGCAGAAGCGACACACUGCCAUUAUUUUAGGAGGUUUCGACGGCCGCCUCCGUUCGGACGCUUUACUAUUCGAAACGGGUGAAAAGUGUUCGUCGUAUAAGACUGAAGUGAACUGCUUGUCGGCCUCGCAUCACGCCGCUUUGGCCUGCGUUUGGAAGACCCACGAGAGGAUCUGUAUGUCGCUAGAAGAAGUUGGUUGGAAGGAGUCAUUUGAUGGCACCGUCAAGGCGUGUACGAAUGAGCCUGUAUUUGAGCCGCUGCGCUGCGCCGCCGCCGAGUCGUGCGCGGCGUGCACGGCGGCGGGCUGCGCGUGGUGCGGCGCCUGCCUCACCGAGCCCCAGUACUGCGUCAGGCACACGCACCAGAUGGCGCUGUCAAUAGAAGAGUGCGGCGCGAACGGCGGAGAAACUGCGAAGGAGGCGUGCGGCCGAUUCCACUCCUGCGCAGCUUGUUAUGCCCAUCAGAGGCAUCACUCUUAUGCAACGGAGGAUCUCAGUCCGCGUCUUUGUUACUGGGACUAUGACAGUAUUAAAUGCAGGCCGGCUAACUCCACCGAUGAUAUAAGGAGCGUGUCUAGCGCGGGCGGUUGCAGCGCGGCAUGUUCGACAUACCGUACAUGCGCUAAUUGCACGGCCGAGGAAUGUAUCUGGUGCGCUUCGGCUGCUCGGUGUGUUGAUAAGAACGCGUACGGCGCCUCGUUCCCCCUGGGCGGGUGCCGCGCGUGGUCCACGUCGGGCGGCGGCGCGGCCUCGUGCGGCGCGGCGCACGGCUGCGGCGCGCACGUGUCGUGCUCGCACUGCCGCGCCGAGCCCGCCUGCGGCUGGUGCGACGACGGCGCGGGCGGCGGGCGCGGGGUGUGCAUGCCCGGGGGGAGCAGGCGGCCGCAUGCUCCGAGAGUCUGCGCUCAACAUCGAUGGCACUUCACCCGCUGUCCAGCGUGCCAAUGCAACGGUCACUCGUACUGCGACUCGCAGGCGAGGUGUGUCCAGCCUUGCAGCGGCCGCGCCAUAGGCGACCACUGCGAGACCUGCGCCCCGGGCCACUGGGGCAACCCGCUGAACGGAGGAGUUUGCACUCCAUGCGAAUGCAACGCCCAAGCGGUUGCGUGCGCGCCGGACACCGGCCGCUGCUACUGCAGCACCAAAGGGCUGGCCGGCGACCGCUGCGACAAGUGCGACAACACCAACCACUACCACGCGGACGUGUACAACAAGGGCGCUUGUUACUACGACCUAGCUGUAGACUACCAAUUCACCUUCAACCUAUCAAAGAAGGAAGACCGCCACCUUUCCGCCAUUAAUUUCCGGAACGCGCCAGUGAAGCCAGACGUCGAUGCCGACUUUAGUAUCACAUGCUCGGCACACGCUCGCAUGAACCUCACUGUACGCAGCCGGGCCGAUCCCGCGGAGAGGACGCUGUUCAGUGACGUCAACUGUACCAAUUUCAGAUACAAAACUUUCCAUUACAGGUUCGCAAAAUCGGAGCACGCUUUCGGCGUCGAAGACAACGUUACGCUGACGACUUUCUUCGUAUACGUGUACGAUUUCCGUCCACCGCUGUGGAUACAAAUCUCGUUUUCACAGUAUCCGAAGUUGAAUCUGCAGCAAUUCUUCAUCACUUUCUCGUCGUGCUUUCUACUGCUGCUUUUGGUGGCGGCGGCUUUAUGGAAAAUAAAACAGAAAUACGAUUUAUACAGAAGAAGACAGCGUUUGUUCGUUGAAAUGGAACAAAUGGCGUCGCGGCCCUUCAGCCAGGUCUGCGUCGAGAUGGAGCGGGGCUGGGUGGGGGGAGGCAGCGGGCCGCCGGCGCCGGUGGCGCUGGAGCCGUGCGCGGGCGGGCGCGCGGCCGUGCUGUCGCUGGUGGUGCGCCUGCCCACGGGCGGCACGGGCCGCGCGCCGCCGCUGGGCGGGCUGGCGCUCGCCUCCGCGCUCGUCACGCUCGGCCACCACGCGCCGCUCGCCAAGCGCCCGCGCGACCGCUGACACAAGUGAGUCUCGCUGGUGGUGCGCCUGCCCACGGCGGCACGGGCCGCGCGCCGCCGCUGGGCGGGCUGGCGCUCGCCUCCGCGCUCGUCACGCUCGGCCACCACGCGCCGCUCGCCAAGCGCCCGCGCGACCGCUGACACAAGUGAGUCUCGCUGGUGGUGCGCCUGCCCACGGCGGCACGGGCCGCGCGCCGCCGCUGGGCGGGCUGGCGCUCGCCUCCGCGCUCGUCACGCUCGGCCACCACGCGCCGCUCGCCAAGCGCCCGCGCGACCGCUGACACAAGUGAGUCUCGCUGGUGGUGCGCCUGCCCACGGCGGCACGGGCCGCGCGCCGCCGCUGGGCGGGCUGGCGCUCGCCUCCGCGCUCGUCACGCUCGGCCACCACGCGCCGCUCGCCAAGCGCCCGCGCGACCGCUGACACAAGUGAGUCUCGCUGGUGGUGCGCCUGCCCACGGCGGCACGGGCCGCGCGCCGCCGCUGGGCGGGCUGGCGCUCGCCUCCGCGCUCGUCACGCUCGGCCACCACGCGCCGCUCGCCAAGCGCCCGCGCGACCGCUGACACAAGUGAGUCUCGCUGGUGGUGCGCCUGCCCACGGCGGCACGGGCCGCGCGCCGCCGCUGGGCGGGCUGGCGCUCGCCUCCGCGCUCGUCACGCUCGGCCACCACGCGCCGCUCGCCAAGCGCCCGCGCGACCGCUGACACAAGUGAGUCUCGCUGGUGGUGCGCCUGCCCACGGCGGCACGGGCCGCGCGCCGCCGCUGGGCGGGCUGGCGCUCGCCUCCGCGCUCGUCACGCUCGGCCACCACGCGCCGCUCGCCAAGCGCCCGCGCGACCGCUGACACAAAUGAUAACACCAAUGUACAUAAGUGCGUAUAAGUAAGUUCUGUACAUAAUAGUUGCUCAAGUGCGCGUGAUGUUUUAUAAUACUCAAGCUGUUAGACAGACAGACAGACAUUAAUUAUGUUCGUUAGCUGCGGAUUCUGUCGUUUGUAAACAAAACUGAAAAAAAAGAACUGUGAAAACUUUAGUCUCAAAUACAAGAGCGUCUCCACUCACUGCGGUUUUCAUGAAUGGAAUAUUUCAACGUCUGUCUCUUUCGUUUUGAUACAAAUGAGCGGAAAAAGAAAGACUUGUCUUAUUCAGUCGUAGUCUAGUGUAUUUGUGGCUGUAUCAUGUGAGGAGAUAUGCAUGUGAAACAAUGUAUUAUAAUUUCAAACGAUAGAAUCUAUAGAGCAUCUGACAACUGCCAUCCAAUUUUCAUAGGCUUGGAGUACAUGCAUUUAUUUCGAGAUUUAAAAGUAAGAGGCAGUUUGUUUAUGACUUUCACCCGCAACUUCGCGUCUUUUCAAAUUUAUGAACGUGUAAUUUAUUUCAAUUAAUUUUAAUGCUUUUUAUGAUCUUUUUGGACCUAACUUUUAACAUUAAUGAAUUAAUUCUUUAUAAUUUUAUUUUAUUUUUAUAUUUCUUGUCAUCAGUCAACCAGACUGAUUAAUAAAAGGCCGAAAUAAUUGGCCGACUGCCAAUUUAGAUUUUAAAAUAUGAUAUAAAAUACUAUGUAAGUUCAUUUGACUUACCAACACUGUUAUGACAUUAUACAUUUGAACCUUUGUCGAUUUUUUUUUCCGAAUGAAAAACCUUAAAAUUUCGCAAUAAAAUAAAUUUACUUAUACCUUAAAAUAAACUUUAAAUAAAUGUAUGUACCCUUGGUUUUUCCCAAUAUAAUUAUAAUAAUAGGGAUAUCAUAAAUAAAAUGUAAAUUUCAGCCAUUAUUUUUUACAUACUUAGCUGUAAUAACAUUUUAGUCAUCCUUCGAGAGAAAUCGUAAAUUGUAUGUUAUUAAAAAAUGUAUUUAUAUGAAAACAUGAAACUUCCGCUUACGAAGUUGCCAAAUAUAAUUGUAUAUAUAUAAUUAUAGCAUAUUCACAUUUUGUAGACUGCUAGUAAGUCGCGAGUGAUCAAUGAAAUUGGACAUUUAAUGAAAUGCCUGGUAUAAUUUAAUUAUAAGGUAUUAUAAUCGGCCGCUUUUUUGUCUAGGUUAUAGAAUUAUUUAAAUGGAAAUGUAUUAUUCUUAAUGAUUAUUUAUUUAGUCCAUUAUUUUUUAAUUUAACUACGACACCCGGCACGUAAAUUGAACUAAAAUGGCGGUAUGCGCAGGUGCUAUAGUCACUCUCUAUAGUCACAAUAUCUUCGACUCGUCGUCAGAAACGAAUGAAUAGAGCGAGAAAGAUGUUAAGACAUUAACCUUAUAACAGAAAUUAUGAUUUCUAAAUAAACAAUUCAGAAAUAUAAGAAUACGUCUUUUCUAUUCCAUAUCGGUCCAAACCGUUACGUAUCUGUAAUUGCACGAUUGUAUUAAAUAUAACGUGUGCGUACGCUAUCGGCGCUUUGGCCGGAAUGAACGAAGUUUCUCCGACGCGCCCCCGCUCCUCUUGUCACUUUCCCGGCAUUGCGUUUCGUUCUUCAGGUUUAUUUAUUUAUUUGGGUAAGCAAACGAUUACACUCAUAAAACUUAAUUUAGAUUGUGCGUGAACAGUCUCUUUUUAAUUAGACUGAGGGGCAUUAAAAAAAAAAUUAAGGUAACUUUUAUAGAAUGAACUUCCAGAACAUUGAUAUGACGAUAUAAAUACUAUAUAAAAUUGAAUAUUCCCGGCAACACAUUUCGUCUGUUAGCGAAUUCUGUAAACGCGCACUGUCCAUAGUUCAACUCACGCGCCGGGCACUGUAAAUCCGCGAUGAAUGUUUGCGUUAUAUUUUUUUAAGUGGAUGCAUUUGAUUUUUUAUAUUUAAUAAUGGAAUGAUACUUGGUUCUCAAUUUGAAAUGAAUUGGUAUCGGUUAUAUGUUAAAAUUUCAUUAUUUAUUUUUACUCACUUUUUUUUCCAUAAACUUUCCGAUUUGUAGAUACCCAAAUUCAAAAAGUUUGUAUUUAUCAAAAAAAAAGUCUUCGGAAAUUUACACACAGAGGUUGUUUCAUAAACGCAUUUUUUUAUAAUUCAUAGAAGAUGAAAUUUAAAUUAACUAGCAUGUUUUUUUUUUAAUUUGUAUAUUUUUGAAUAGGUACAGCUUUAUGUAACAAUUCCUCUGUAAAGUUUAAUUACACAUGUUCAUAUUUAGCUUUUUUAAUAGUAUAAGGUUGUCACAUUAAAUGUCCUAAUUUAUUCGGCAUUUGCGAGCAUUAUUUAAUAACAUAGCUCCAGUUACUUAACCAAUAAGGAAUCAUUCUUAUAUUUUUCUUUUCUAUUAAAGCAAAGUCGAAUAAAUUAGGAACAUACGCUUACAACGAUGUAUUAUAAUAUUGUAUCAUCACAAUAGGGUUUGUACGUAAAAUUCACUGUAACACGUAAUUAAUAUAUAGAUAUUUUUCUUAUGACUGAUGCUUGUAUAGAAGAAUAAUUUCGUUCGUGGUAAGAGUCGAGUUACGUGCGUAGAUGUUGUGGCUUUUCCUCUCUUUCUCACUCUCAUAUUUACAGUUGUCAGCUUGAAAACUCGAGAUACAAUAAAAUAGACACAUAUCACGUCUUUAUCCUUUACGAGAUAGACAGAGCCAGUGGUCAUAAGACUUGAAGGCAAACAGUAAAUCCUAGACUGGCGGAAUAAGUAAGUAACAGGAUGCUAGCCUAUUUGUAAACUCGAGAUACAUCUUUGAGGCUAACUAACGCCUUUUUUUUGGGCGCUGUGAGAGGCAGCUGACAUAAGUACAUUAUUUUUUUUCGCUAUAGCAAUCCAGCAUGGAAUAAAUAAAAUGUGAGAAUGUUUUGCAAAGUAUUUUGGGUCGGUUUUACAUAUUCUUGUAUCACAACUGUUUGUGUUUUUAUUAGUCGCCUUUUCAUGAAUCCAUAGGUUGACUAAAUGAGCUAUGAUGAGUCAAACGCUUUGAUAAAUGAGAGGGGUAAACUUAACCAAAAUUUUUUUACUUAUUUGGACAACAUCUACGUAACGUAUUUAAUAAGUAUUCAUAUUGAUAGCCGUACAAGUGAUGUAGCUACUCCGUUGAGAAAACAUUGUUUAAUAAUAAAUUAUUCGGACGUAAGUUCCAUACGUUAUUUUGUAUUUUCAUCUGUAAAUGUAGUUAAAAAUAUAGUGUAACUGCCAGCGUCAUUUUUUUUAAAUAUGAGGCACUAUUAAUUACUUUAUAGACAAAUAAAAAAAAAACUAAAUUAUAAAACCUAUAAUAAGAUGUGAAAGACCCUUAUUUAGUUGUGACAUAUUUAGUUAGAAUCCAAAUAAUGAAGUUAAAACACAUGUUGCUUAGUUUAAAAAUAUUAUUAGGCGUAUUGAAAAAAAACACCAAUAUAGUUAAGUUAUUAAAUCAGAAACAUCACAAAAUUUAAUGCCCAGAUAACAUUGUACGAUAUUUCAAAGUGUAAUAAUGAACUUAUACGUCAUACUACAACUUUCUUUUAUCAUAGUUUAUUCCCGAAUGCAUUGUUAGUUUACUUCAAAGAAAUUGGAUCAAUGACUUUAAUAAUGAUUGGAAUACAUUAUGAUGAAAGAUGGAGGUUUCAGAUCAAAUUAUAUUCUAAGACCUUUACGCGUAUAAGCAAACAAGAUAAUGAAUUAAAAAAUAAAAGUUUAUUAGCAUCACACAAAUAUAUCUAUCUUACACUAAAGUACUUAGUUAAAGUAAAGUAAAAACAGUUGCAUAAAUUGAAAUACUAAUCCGACGUCCACUCAGCUUGUGCCGAGGCAGCUGGUCUUCCGGGGACGCCGGACAUUCAUGAAGUAGGUACCACUGCACACUUUAAGCAUACAAUGUUCUUAAUUUUUUAUUUCUUAAAUUUAAUCUGGAUGAGGUUUUUCAAGUAAGAGAUGUCACAUUUUUGUGAUUUCUCAAUUUUAAAUCAUUCAUUUGAAUAUGCCUAAAAACUUACUCGCACAGGGGAGUUUUAAAAUGGCAUGCAAUUUUAUUUAUGUUGCGUUAUCUAACAAUGCUACCUAGACAUUAUUGUUAGAUGAAAUUGUGUGAUCUCAUUUGUUUUGGAUAUAUGAAGUCAUCAACACAUUGAAUAAUUAUUCAAUGAUUAUAAUCGUUGACCGCUGAAAGACUCGGGAGAGAAAUCAGUUAUUAGUUAUAUUUGAUAAACGAAAAAAAUAUGUAGAAUCUCCAAUAACAAUAGAUUUAAAUGGCAACAAAAUGAUAGUGAUUUUAAUUUCGCAAUUUAUUUGGAAAUAACCAGUCCCAUUUUAAUGUAAGUACUGAAAUGAUUUUUUUUAGAUAUUUAACUUUAUUACAAUUGUAUGAAAUUAAUAUGAAUUUAAAUUACUGAUUUUAAUUUAAUCGUCAAUAACAAUUAUUUGUGGUUUACAAUUUCAUGAUCAUUUUCAAUUUUGAACUUAAAUGAUAUUUUAUGAAUAUUUUUAUGAGUUUUCAGUUUAAGAAUUUAUUAAUUUUUUUUCAAUGUUCUGAACAAAACACUUUUAUUUUGAACAAACCGUGUGUAGGAUGUUUUGCCACACAAAUUAUAUUUUUUAAAUUUAAAUUGUGGUAUGAGAUUUGUCAAAUGUUUUAAAUGAAGAAGUGUAAAAUUUACUGUGUAAUUUAUCUGCUAAUGAAAUGCUUUUAACUUAAUUUAUUAACUUAAAACAAAUCUGUUCAUAUUAUACACACAUGGUUGGCUUAUUACCUAUCCCCUUAUUAUUUCAUUUAUUGUAUAUUAAAAACAUUAUGUUUUUAAAAUAAUGUUUUAAUAUUUCAUCUGGCUUGUUGUAAUAUUAUAUAUCUAUGUAAAAUCAGAAAUUUGAGAAGGCAUUUCCUAUAACGACACUCAUUAUGAGUAAAAGAAUAAAAUUGUCUCAAAAUAUUUUUGUUUAUCUAUCUUCGAAAAAUGUCGGAGACCUGUUCUGCAAGUUAUCAUUUUGAAACAUAUUUUUUGUCCACGCAUUUUGUUCUUUGAGAAAACAAAAUGAAUUAAAAAAAACCUAAAAUUUAUUUUAUGGAAUGCAAUUUUACAGUUACAAAAGUAUUUUUACUCGUUAUAUUGUUCGUUUUUCAAAAUAGUGAAUGCCUCCAUUUUUUUUCUGUAUAGUCCUGUGAACUAUCGUUGACGUUAAAGUAAUAUUUUUAUUGUAAGCCUAAGUGUAACGCGUUGUAAAUAUCCUGAUACAUAAAUUAUUGUAUUUCAUAAUAAAAUAAUCGAUCAGUU
Molecule: messenger RNA, 10010 nt
Organism: Amyelois transitella
Lineage: Eukaryota; Metazoa; Arthropoda; Insecta; Lepidoptera; Pyralidae
Gene: dsd
Product: attractin-like protein 1
Exons: 27
Coding region: 68-3868 (1266 amino acids)
Cellular component (GO): Golgi apparatus
Molecular function (GO): protein binding
Source: RefSeq, a predicted model, not a curated record